AUGAAAUGUCGCACACCUCUUGUUCUCCCAGUCUCCAUGGUGCCCUCUGCAAAAAAAAGAUACUUGGCAAUCCUCUCGCUGGGCGUAUUUGCCCAUUACUCGCCGCUGCAACUUGAAGCGUUGCAUUCUCAACUUGCCGCGUUCCUCUCCACUAACGCAGACUCGCUCGACCUCACCGAUUUGUUCGACCUCCGUCACUUACACUUUUUGGUGCUGCUCUUAACCAACAGAGACAAUGAGGCCCGUGCGUGUCUCGACAGACUCCACGACCAAUUCGGCAACCAGAAGUCGCAAAAGCUUAUGGUUCUUCGUCUGAUGCUAUACGAAGCAACCUCGAGCAAAAGAGACGCCAUUGCGGCGCUUGGCAAGGACGCCAAUGAUCUUCAAACGAGCCGCCGCUUGACGACUCUCGCACGGCGCAAAGACGACGGCUCGCCCGACCCAGUGGAGUAUGUGCGUGCCUUGACACACUACUUGGAUCUUCAGCCCGGCGACCCAGUGGCGUGGGCCGAAUUGGGCGACCAGUACAACUUGACGGGCCAUUAUGACAAGGCGGUGUAUUGCUUCCAGGAGGUGUUGAUGGUGCAGCCGCUUGCGUACAACAUGUUCUACAAAGUUGGGUUGAACCAGUACUUGCGCCUCUUGCAACAGGACGACCGCAGCGACAAGAAAGAGCGCCUUCUUGCGGGCAUGGAGCUUUUGCAAGGCGCGCGCGACGCCUUUUUGCGGGCGGUCGAGCUCAGCGACUCGUACUCGCGCGCGUGGGUGGGCGUCUAUGUGACGUGCGGGCACGGCUUGGUUGCGCGCCUAGGCGCCUCCGCGCCGCUUCGCGCGAAUACGGCCGUGGCAGCGUUUGUGGCCGAGUGCGGCCGGCUCCGCGCUGUCAGUCGCGCCCGCGUCAUGGAGUUGGAGGGCAUGUCGCCCGAAGAAUUCAAAGAGCUAGAGACGCAAAAGGCCACAUGA
This is a messenger RNA of Clavispora lusitaniae ATCC 42720, 963 nucleotides long. RefSeq lists its product as uncharacterized. Gene Ontology annotation, biological process: protein folding in endoplasmic reticulum. Gene Ontology annotation, cellular component: EMC complex. NCBI's taxonomy places the organism in Eukaryota, Fungi, Ascomycota, Pichiomycetes, Serinales, Metschnikowiaceae. The record is from RefSeq and is a predicted model, not a curated record. Gene Ontology annotation, molecular function: protein binding.